Molecule: messenger RNA, 1254 nt
Organism: Capsella rubella
Lineage: Eukaryota; Viridiplantae; Streptophyta; Magnoliopsida; Brassicales; Brassicaceae
Exons: 5
Coding region: 1-1254 (417 amino acids)
Source: RefSeq, a predicted model, not a curated record
AUGCAUAUUAGUCCUUUGCUAUGCGAAAGUGUUACAGAUUUCAAUCCGAAAAGCAACGCAAGUGAUGAAGCUGCUUAUGGUUCUGAGAAAGUCAUGAAUGGAGAAGACAAUGAAAAUUCUUGUGAUGAGGCUGGUGAUGGUCGUGAUGAGGCUGAGAGUUCAGAUGAAGAGGAAGAUCCCAUAGUUGUUAGAGAUAGAAAAAUUAGGAUUGGAACAAAUGAUAAGUUAGCUAUUGGAAGAACAUUCUUAAGUGGGUUUGAGUUCAAAGAGGUUGUGUUACAUCAUGCUUUGAGGACAAGGGAAAACAUUAAGCAAAACAGAUGGGGGAAGGACAAAAUGAGCUUUGUAUGUGGUCAAGAUAAAAGUUGUGAUUGGAAAGUAUACGCCGCAUUCGACAAGACUCGGCAAUUGUGGGUUGUGAGGACUACUUGUGGUUAUCAUAGAUGUAAAUCGAACGGGAAAUGCAAGUUGUUGAAGAGUCCCGUCAUUGGAAGGCUAUUCUUGGAUAAACUGAGGUUGCAGCCUAACUAUAUGCCUCUUGAUAUUCAAAGGCAUAUUAAGGAGCAGUGGAACAUACUCAGUUCUAUAGGACAAGUUCAGAGAGGAAGACUUCUAGCUCUUAAGUGGCUUCAAGAAGAAUAUGCUCAGCAUUUUGCUCACCUUAGAGGCUGCCUAUUGACUGCUAUUGCUCAUGACGCAAACAAUCAGAUAUAUCCAAUUGCGUGGGCAGCUGUACAAACUGAAAAUGCUGAUAAUUGGUUGUGGUUUCUAAAACUACUAAAGGUUGAUUUAAAUCUAAAGGAUGGGCAGAAAUAUGUCAUCAUAUCAGACCGUUCUAAAGGAAUCAUAAGUUCAGUGAAAAAUGAGCUACCAAAUAUUGAGCACAGAAUGUGUGUCAAACAUAUUGUGGAUAACUUGAAGACUAGGCAUGGUGAUAAAGAUUUGCUAAAAAAGCUGGUGUGGAAUCUAGCUUGGAGUUACAACCAUGCUGAAUUUGAAGCAAAUCUGAACAAGAUUAGAGCAUAUGAUCGGUCUCUUUAUGAUGAUGUGAUGAAGGAGAAUCCAAGGAGUUGGUCAAGAGCUUAUUAUAGGAUAGGCAGUAGUUGUGAAGAUGUAGAUAACAAUGCCACAGAGUCCUUUAAUGCUACGAUUGUCAAGGUUUGUAAACAAGUAAAGAAACAAGACACGAGAGUUACGAUUUCCCAAGUCUUAGACCAGCCAAGGUACGUCUCGGUGAGCUUGACCGCUCACUAG